Molecule: messenger RNA, 1578 nt
Organism: Anthostomella pinea
Lineage: Eukaryota; Fungi; Ascomycota; Sordariomycetes; Xylariales; Xylariaceae
Source: the annotation of a GenBank genome assembly
AUGGCCUCGUCGGCCGGCACGAAACGCAAGCACUCCGGAGAUGAGGCCGGUCUGGAGGCGACAGACCGCCGCACGUCGACCAGCGCACCGAAAACGGCUGCGGCGUCCGGUCAGGCAGGAAAACGGCGGCACUCGCGGGCACCGGACGAGCAGAUCGACGGAUGCGCUCGUGCCGGGGUGCAGGAUGAACAGCGAGCUUCGGACGACUAUUUCAGGAGGCUCUACACGACCGAGCUUGACUUCCGGGCAAUUGGGGCGGAAGACCAUGACUUCCGGGAUGUACUGGAAGGAGACUCGCAUCUCGACUUCUCGAAGCCGACGUCGGUCAUGCAGCUGACCAAAACUCUGCUCAGGCUGGACUUUGGACUACUGAUCGACCUGCCGAAUGACCGACUCUGCCCUCCUGUGCCGAACCGCCACAACUACGUACUGUGGAUGAAAGACCUGAUUAACAGCAGCUCCGCCUCAUCAGGUCUGGGCUGUGACCGGGACGAACACGAACACGAACACCGCGUGACCGGCCUAGACAUCGGCACGGGAGCCAGCGCCAUCUACCCGCUGCUGGGCUGCGCCCAGCGCCCCUCGUGGUCCUUCAUAGCGACCGACAUCGACGCGGAAUCGCUGGCGUACGCCCGCAAGAACGUGGCCUUUAACCACUACCAGUCGCGCAUCCGUGUCGUCGAUCGCGUCGUCACGGACCCGCUGGUACCACUGGAUGCACUGGGCAUAGAACGCAUCGACUUCGUCAUGACCAACCCGCCCUUCUACACGUCGGAUUCAGAACUCCAAGACCUGGCCAAGCAGAAGGCUCGCCCGCCGAACAGCGCAUGCAGCGGCGCGCCCGUCGAGAUGGUGUGUGAAGGAGGGGAGGUCGGUUUCGUGCAGAGGAUCAUGGACGAAUCUAUGGUGUUGGGAGAGAGGGUGCGGUGGUACACGUCGAUGCUGGGCAAGCGAUCCAGUCUCGAGACCCUCGUCGGCAUGCUGCACAAACGUGGCAUACUCAAUUACGCCGUCACGACCUUUGUCCAGGGGAACAAGACGCGGCGGUGGGCUCUGGGGUGGAGUUUUGGGAACAGGCGGCCUAGCCUGAUCGCGAGCCGAGGCUUCGAGCAGCCCGCGGCUGGGAAGAAGGUCUUGCCGUAUCCGACCGAGAUGGUCAUCGUCAAGGAACCCCUGCACAGCGUUGAUGUCAAGCAGCUGGAGAAAACGGUCUGCGGGGCUCUGAAGGCCUUGGAUUUGGUGGCCUGGAACUGGGACGAGCAGCGCUCGGAGGGUACCGGCUUCGCUGACGGCAAUGUCUGGAGCCGGGCGCACCGGCGGAAGAAGGCUCGGGAACAGACGCCCGUCGCAAGGGGAGGGACCGUCGUCUCAGCCGAGACACAGCAGCAGGAUGUGAGGAAGUGCGCCUUCGGCUUUGCCAUAUCGAUACGUACCGAGAAUGGCGCCGGCAACGAUGUGAGCGAAAGCGUCGUGGUCAUGCUUUGGUGGCUUCAGGGGAACGACGCCAAGCUGUUCGAGAGCUUUGCUGGCGUCGUGCGGAACUCGGUCCGCGUGUGCGCGCCCGAGGGAUCCUCCUGA